This is a messenger RNA of Odontomachus brunneus, 7188 nucleotides long. RefSeq lists its product as uncharacterized. NCBI's taxonomy places the organism in Eukaryota, Metazoa, Arthropoda, Insecta, Hymenoptera, Formicidae. The transcript has 3 exons. The coding region runs from base 1595 to 3562 and encodes 655 amino acids. The record is from RefSeq and is a predicted model, not a curated record.
CGCGCGCGCGCCAAGCUGCCACGCUAUCGGCACGUCCGUAGCUCGUAGUUGCCACAGUUGGUGUCGAGCCGCGUGCGAGGUCCCACCAUCGUUGGCCGAGGGAUCGAUCGCACCCCUUCGGAGCACGAGGCGCAGUGAUAACGCUCCGCGUCCGGGGGUUGGGGGGGAUUGUCGAGUAUCGGAGCGGAGGACGCGCGGCAAGAGAGUGUGAGGAGCCGCAGCAGGUGAUACGUGUCGUGUCCACGUGAGAGAACGCCUGUUGUGUUCGUCGCGGGACAACUACGAUUCCCGUGGAUCGAUCUCAUCAGCGAGUGACGUUCGCCGGAUGCGACAAGGGAGGCGUGUGUACGUCGAUAAAAGUUCCCCGACUGACUCGGCUAUCAGCGCGCGUCGUUGAUUUGAUUUCGGAGUAAUCAGUCUUCUCCAUUACUCGCGCACCGGAGGAUCCGCGGCACAGCGAUACGACGACGUUUGUCAACACACAGAGCGUAGCGAGGUCGCGCUCUCUCUCUUUCUCUCUCGUGAGUUUCGAGAUAUCGAAGACGGCGAUCGAUAGUAGUGCCGAAAGUCGCCGCGGUCGUCGCUGUCGUCGCGCGGGAAACGUCGCUCCGUGAGGCGAACGUCACGCUCUGUCCGCUCGAGAGUCGUGAUCGAGGACGCCGGUUGGUUCGUUGGUCGGCAAACUUAUCUUUGUGUCGUGAUAAACUUGUCAAUUACGAAGCGGCGCAUCGUCGGGGUGAUAUCACGGAAUCAGGAGCGCGCGUGCCAACAAUCGCAGCGAAAGCGCUCGAGGCGAAUCGGCGCGUCUCGGCGGUCGUGACAGGUGAUACGAUUAUCGCACAAAUGAUUGAGACCAUUUAAAUCGCUCUUGAAACCGCGAUAUCGACCGACGCACCUUUCUUCGAUCACACGUUCUUCUUUCCUCCUUCUCCCUCGAGAACAGAGUCGGAAGCUACGGCGAGCAGAACAACGCGGAACAGGAUGACAGGUCGAAGCGGACGAGCCUUCGUUGUCGCCGUGGACGAUCCGGUCGUGCGGAAACACAGGGAUCAACGCGGGGCGUGAGAUUUUCCGCUGGGAAUUCGAUAUCGGUGUCGUCAGCUGGUCCAAGACUGAUCGACUCGCGGACACACCACGACGAGUCACACCGAGCCUCGUCUCCCGGCGAUAAUAGCUCGGCGAGAGCCGCGUCCUUCUCGACGCGUCGAGCGCGGGGUCACGCGUUCGAUCGAAUUGAAAAAUAGCAGGCGACGAUCAACAAGGAGGACAAGUGAGCGCGAGGCGGACGAUAACGAGGCGAGGCGGCACGCAGAAGGAGCGUCGUCGUCAGUGGAAAGGAGGUCCCGGUCGGCGCCUUCUUCGUCUCUCCUCUGCCUCUUCUCGCGACGAACCCGGCGAACGAAACUACUAUACGAUCGCGACAGCUGCCGCGAUCGAGAUUCCGCGCGAGUUUCGGUCUUCCGUUCCUCCGCGACGGGACGACGGCGAGAAGGUGGCCCAGGACGGCAGAGUGCAGUGUCGUUUUGGGUGACUCGGGUGUACCGGCGGAGGAAUAGAGGAUUGUCCUGCGGAGGAGGCCACAGCCGAGCGGGGAAUGCGCGAGAGCGACCGGUAUGACGAGCGACGCAAAUUGAUGCUUCGAGAGCGAGAGGAAGCGCUCGGGAAAGAAGCCAGGAUGAUGAUGGCGCCGCAGAUCGUGGGUGUCCUGCUGAAGAAACCCGGACAGCAGACGCACCCACGAUUACCGCCCUUGGACCCGCAGGAGACCAAGAUUAAAGGCGAACUGUACGUGGAGGAUCUGGGCGAGAGGCGGACAGUUUCCAUCAGGAUGGGCUGGCUGUGGGUCGAGGGCACCCCAAUGAGGCUACCACUGAGGGCAUUGAACCUUCGUCAAGCACCGCCGAGCCUCUGCCAGCCGCACGCGCUCGCUCUAGGAUUUACCCUGAGCAACUCGCAGGGUCGUUCGCUCGCCACCUUCUGGGCGGACACGGAACCGAUCUACUGGUCUUGGGUCAGAGCGAUUGCGGCCGAACUAGUCCGUCAGACGCCAUUCCGCGCUCAACGAUGCUUGAACUUCCUAGAGAUAUUGACCAUUUGUCCACGAGGUCCAGUCCCCUUGCCCGAGAGCCCGACGGAAACGAGAAGACGUUCGCGCAGUGAGCUGCGUUGCUGGCCAAGCGACUCGCCGGUAGAGAAGACGGCGAUCAGCACUACGACGAUAUUGGACGACAGCAGGAGGCGCGCGAAGAGCGAGCUGCGCUUACGAUGGUCCAGCAGUAAUUCUAGCGACGAAGACCUCGGUGAAUUUCGCAGUAUACCCGCCAUAAUCAGCGCCAAAGAGCAACCGGUUGGCAGGAUAUGGGGUUGCAGCGAGAGCAGUGAGGGUAGCGACGACAGUCUGCCUUGGGGAGGCGGUGUGUGUCGGUCCAGCGUGGACUCCGUGGACUCCAGCGUUCCUCUGCUAGAACCGGAGACACGGGAACAGAGGAUCCAGAGGUACAAAGAGGCACGCAGACGCGAGAACGAAGCGAGGAGCCGGCGAGUGCUCGAGGAGGACGCGAGACGGCGGCGAGCGCGGGCGGAGGAGAACAACAACAAUCUGCCCAAGAUUCUCGGCCCCUCCGGCAGAACGAGGGCGAACAGAGCGGCUUACACCGCCAACGACAAUGACGACGUUCACCUGCGCUUGUCGAAGAAAGAGACAACCGCGACGCCGCCCGUCGACGUCCCGACAACGAUAACGCGAAACGAGAACUCGAUCGUCGACCGGCUGCCGCCAGUUAAGCCGAGCGAAUCCAGCACGGUGAGGUUCGAGGAGAACCAUCGGAACGAAGACGACAAGCGUAACAACAACAGCCCGAGAAACGGCAACAACGGCGGCACCGGGAUACUCCGAUCAGACAUCUGCGAGAGGAGAAGCCGCGCGCGAGAGAGGAGGAUCGUUCGCGACAAGGGACAGAUGCAACAGAGCCAACAGCUCGCCAACGUGAACGUGGAGACGUUGCGGGAGCGCAAAGAGCGUCUGGCACUUUUGUCCUCCAGGAUUCCCGUUCCUCGCCAGACGUCACAAUCCUGCCCGAGGUCCUUGUCGUCGGAUUACCCUGUAAUUGUCUCUCCGAAAUCACCAAGUUCCCCGUCGACCUCGACAGUGCCGCCUUGCGAAGAGGACGUCGCCAAGCUUCUAGAGCGAUGCCAAAGGGUGGACCACUAUGUGCCAGUGCGGGAGAAACUUACCCUGUUCGAGUCCCUCUCGAGGCUAGGCGGACGUCUAGCCAGGAGCACGGAGGAUCUCGGUCGAACGUCUUCCAAGCCCAGUCCCAGAGGCAAGCAGCGUGCCAGGUCUCUUCAUGAUCUCAACCGCGGUGCCAGAGCCGUGCCCGUGAGAGAGAUGUGCCGGUUCUUCGAGGGUGACGUGGAGCAGGAGGCAUGCCAGAAGGCCGUGACUCUUGCGAAACCGCGAUUCAUCGAUUCACCCUCGAAGAACACGUGGAAGGAACCGAGCGCGAAGCACGAAGCACCCUGCAUCAGCGCCUCUACCAGGAGGAAGCACUAUCUGAAGUGAUCGCCAAUAUCGAUCUAUCUCGACUGUUCUUCCAAAGCGUAUAUAUACGCGCAUUCGGGAAAAGAAAAACCCCCGUUCGAGUCGCGAGAGACUUCGGCAAGCGCAAUGAUGGCUCAUUACCGAGUUAUCAAUCUUAUAUGUCCUUCAUCGUGUAAACUCCCGCAAAACGACCAAAUCUUUUGCAACCCAGUGUAGCCGAUGAUAUUUUCCAAACGACCACGUUACACAGUGAAAAAUAAAAUGCCCAUUUUAUGUCUCGCAAAGUUCUCUUUCAAUUUAAGUGGUAAAUAACUCCAUUAGUCACGCGUUGCUUGUUGGUAAACUAAGAACGUAUUGAAAUUCAUACAUACUCUUUUUACAUUCAUAUGUGUCGUUCUGACUUUAAGCACGACUGAAGUAAUAUUUUAUGUAUGUUAACUCUGUAUGUGUUCUGUAUGAUUUUGAAGAAUCGUGAUAAAAUAUAUUAAUUUGUGUAUAUGUUUGUCCACAUAUUUCACGAAGAAAAAUGUUCUUCAACAUUUCUCUUUCUUAUAAGUUAUUUAUUAUUUACAAGUUAUAUCAUAUUUAUUUUUCUUUCGUAUAUCUCUUUAUUAUUUUUCAUGUUAUCUUUAUAUCGUAUUUAGAGACAAAACGACGAAUAUAAAUGUAAAAAGAUCAUGUGUGUGCGUCAAUUAAACCGCGUCUUUAGUUUAUCUUUUAGUUUAUCGAUAAGUAAUAACAAUGAGUUAUUUUUACUUAAAGUUUAGAGUGGACUUUUUGGGACAUAAACCUGACCUGACGUUUUCCUCACUGUGAACGAUGGUAGUUUCCUCUCGUAUACCUUUUCCAGAAGGAAAAAUAAAGUUCCAAAAAGUCUCUUCUAUCGCAAACGACUGAAAAAUUCCUUCGAAGAUUUCGACACGUGGCUGACGGUUGAUUGGUGAAUAAAAGAUACGUUAGAAAAUUAUUGAUAAAACGAGCGUCGCCGGUAGGUGGAUUCCUCCGCGAGUUCCCUCGGUCACGAUGGCGAUUUUUCUCAACCACGUUCGCGAAAUUCCCUCUUCACGAGAGAAGCCAACGCGAUCGGGCCGCGCUAUUGCCGGGCGUUCAGAUUAGAAUCGACUCUGCCGAUUGUGUCGCGAACGAUCGUCACACUUGCGCCGAGAGAAAGCCGCCGCGCACCGGCUUUUUUACACGCUCGAGGCUCCGAACUGUACUCAAUUCUCUCGAUUGCUGGUUGUCCCGAUCGGCCAUCAAAGCGUAAAGAAAAAACAGGUAUCGAUGCUCGUUCGCGUUCGCGCCUUGCGAAAGUGAGAACGGAGGGAACCGGCGAAUCUGAUCGCCAUAGAAAUUUCCCACAUUCGAUCCAAGUUUCACCUCUAUUCGUUACGCGAAUGUCGUUUCGGGUCGUAGACAAUCGCGUCUGCUCGUAUUUCAAAAUGCAAAGUAACGGCGUAACGCCUAUCGCACGAUUGUGCGUAUCGGCGAGAUCGAGCGUGGCCGAUCGUGACAUGAAGGGAACGAGGAAAAGAGAGGAAGCGAGCGAGCGAGAGAGAGAGAGAGAGAGAAAAAGAAAGAGAGACAGAAAGGGAGAGGGGAGGGAAACCCAGAGUGAAAGAGCGGGCCGGAGAGAGAGGGGGAAUCGGAGAAACCGGUAAUUUACGUUCACCGAGCGAUUGCUGUAAUGCUGAACACCUGUAUGUAUACAAACUGUACGUGAGCCGGUCGUCGCGCUCAGUUUUUGAUUAGCCUGAAUUCGCUCGUCUGGAUUUUAAUCGGACGAUAGCUCGAUCAUUAGUUGUCCAAAGAGACGUGGUAAUGAACGAUAAAUGUCGUGUAUGCGUACGCGCGGCGUGUUCCCGAUAAUUUUAAUAAGUGAAAUUUGCACAUAAUCGAUCAAUAUUCCGUUUUGUGGUUCAGAUGGUAGUUUCCUCUCGUAUACCUUUUCUAGAAGGAAAAAUAAAGUUCCAAAAAAUCUCUUCUAUCGCAAACGACUGAAAAAUUCCUUCGAAGAUUUCGACACGUGGCUGAUGGUUGAUUGGUGAAUAAAAGAUACGUUAGCAAAUUAUUGAUAAAACGAGCGUCGCCGGUAGGUUUUGCCACCUGAAAUCAUUGAUUCUACCGGUCUUUUCCUUUCCUCUUUCUUAGGCGAGACGAUAGUUUAAUCUUUAUUACGUGCCUCUCUCAUCACGGCUGUAAAUAAUUGUCUAAUUCGCGACUGAUAUGGUUUAUAAGUAUUCGUGUAUAUGAUGUACAGUAUUCUUGUUGAACGUUGACCCUAAUACUCUCUCUUGCCGUUGGGUUGUCUAUCAUCCUUCGUGCUGAACCUCUCGAAUUUCCGUCUCGAAGGCCAGCACGUGGACUAGCGAGUCUGCUUCCGGUUAUUUCGAAUCGGAACGACAAUAUCCGCUCAUAUAUUCUCCCUCGCUGUCUCUCGCUCUUCUCCGUAAUUAAUAACAAACAGCGUGUCGAAAUUGUGAUGCAUCCUGAUUCUACGUAUGCACGUUCGCAUUAAGGCGAGAUAAAUGUACGUCGAAUUUGCUUUCUUUUACGACACACAUGUAUGUUUACGAGACACAUAUCGAUACGGAGGAAAAUAUAGCGAAAAAAAUUGUUCAACGUCUCAUCGUGCAGGAGGGACUUUUAGAGAAAGAGUGUUAUUCGUGUCGAAUUUUCGAUAUCGUGUAAGUGAAUAUCGCGACCCUUGCUUGUUGAAUUAUCAUGAUGCGUUUUGCAAAUUGCGUUAUUGCCAUUGUCAGGCUUGCCCGCAUACAGCUCGCGCGUAACGUUGACGCGCAGCCGGGACUCGGAAAAUUAAUUUUGUACAGUUAAUUGAAUCCUCGUCGAAACAGGAGAGAAAUACGUUUUUUCUCUCACGCUCGAGGAGGAUCGCCGCUUAUUUUUAUAUUUCGUUUGUUGUAAAGUGUAUGAUCUGCGUUUUUCUUGCGUCAUAUGUAUAGUUUUGUGAACGAGAUACGAUUAUGUUGUAGAAAAAUGUGUGGAGAUAUGUAAUUAUUUCGAGGCAAUGCGAUCGGGGACCAACGCGAUAACGUUAAUUACGUCACUUGCAUUCAGGCCGCUCUCGUGGGAGGCAUUCUGAAUGAAGAGUUUCCAUAUUGUCAAAUCGCUUCUCACUUGAAUGACAGACAAGAUUGAAUAUCAAGACAUCAUUGAAUAUCAACUUCAAUGUUCAUUAUUGCUACUCGGUCAAUUUCUCAUGGCGCAAAUUGUUAAUGUUAUUGUUUCUCACACGUCUGAAAGAACUCGCGCCGCCGAUCAGGACCCGAUCGCGAGAACUCGACUGCAGUCGACGGCCGUCUACAGGGUGAUUCGAACGGAACCGUCGUCGUGUAUCUGACAGGUGGAUUCGCGCGGAACGGUGUCAGUUGUCGAUGCCACCCCCGUACGAAGGGUCGGUCGCCAAAGAGGUCUUCUAGUCCCUCGUCGGAUAAUUCCGAAAAGGUCAUCCCCCGCGUAAUGUGUAAUUAUCCCUUGAUAUGCUCCGAUUUUUCACUACCCCCAUGAAUAAUUGUCAAAUGCGGCGAAACGCGCGCCGUGGCGUAGUUUCGCGGCGAAAGUCUUCGCGCGUCUUUGUAUUUACCUUUGUUGUAAUAAAAAGGGACGAAUAAUGGCCGUUACAUAAAAGC